AUGGUGGACUUGAGGGGCAGUGUGGGAUCUGAGGGUGCAGGCACCUCCAUCGGGGACCCCCAUUCCACACCCACUGAGUCCCCACUUGGGUCCCUGCUGCCCUCAGCCUUGUUGGGCCAGCAGGCCAUGGACUGCAUGGGCUCUUCUGUGAAGGCACUGGCCUCAGGAGCCUUCAUGGCCCAACCAGCCCUCUGCUGCCCCCCUGUGGCCGUGCAGAGGAGGCUGCCCAUCCUGGCCUGGCUGUCCCAGGACUCUGUGCUGUGGCUGAAGAUGGACUUAAUGGCCAGUCUGGCCUCUACUCUGCCUUCAUGGGUGCUUCGUGUAGGUCUUCCUGGCACCUCCCGGGAUGUGACUCUGGCCCCCAUGGCCAUCAUGUCCCUCCUGGUCUCCUUCUACGCCUCCGGUUCUGUGGGGAUUGGAGGCCUGGAGUUUGUCAUCUGUUUUCAAGGCAUAAAAAUGGGCCAGUGUGUGAUCUUCAAUGGGACCCACAGGACCUAUGAGAUCUGGGGGUGCCCCAUGGAGAGUGACACUGUGCCUGUGAAGCCCAUGCUGGUCCAGGCUGAGAACUUCACCCUGUUCAUCAAAAUCACUGUCACUUUCAGCAAGUUCAACUCACCAAGUGAGUCCAGUGCCUUGGAGACCUGGGAUGCCACCUAUUUCAAGCACUGCCUCUACGACCCACGCUUCAGCCCCUACUGCCCUGUGUUCCACAUCGGGGACCUUGUGGCCAUGGCUGGUGGGGUCUUUGAGGACCUGGCAUUGCAGUGGGUUGGGGUCAGGCCGUGGGUCUGCCCUGCCUCUCCCAGAUCUCCUUCUCCUGUGACCUGCUGCUGUUGUACGUGGAUGGAGAAGCCCAUUUCUACUGGAGGACCAAGCAUGAGGAGGGCGCUGCGGGCCUGCCUGACCCUGGGCUACACUUUGGAGGAUGGUGGAUGGAGCCCCGCCCUGCUGUCCUCAUCUGCAGGCAAAGGCCCCGAAGGGAACUGCAGGGGGCCCAGCACCUGUCCCCACUGCUGCUGCUGGGAGCUGGACACUGUCACUGGGGGCCUGGCACCCACUUGCUGGCCCAUUCCUGAGGCCUGUAGCCUUUCUCUGCUUGUUGGGUGUUGGGGGCUGGGAAGGGUCAGUGCCCCACCUUGGGGACUCACAGCUGAAGCCCUGGCAGGACCAGGGCAGGGGUGGGGGAGAAUUCCACCCUUUAGCUCCCAGGCAGCCUGUCCCUCCCCCAGCUCCAGCCUCAGCAGGUGCUGCCUGGGGCCCACAGAAGCCAGUUUCGUGUACAGACUGCAGGGAACAGAUGCAGGGCCCUGGUCCAGUGGGGCUCUGGCUGGGGCUGGGGCUGGAGAUGCUCUCCCAGGCUCCGUCUCCAGUGUUCCCAGCAGCUCCCCACUCUCCAGCUGUCCACCACACUGGCUGUGGUCGCCUUGGCCCUGCCUGGCUCCCAGCCCUCCUCCCCCUGCCGGCACCCCCCUCACAGAGAGAGGCCCUGCCCUCUCAGCUGCCCCGCAGUGGUGUCUGUGCAGCCAGAGUCCAAGGCCAGGGAGAAGGCAGCCUGGCAGGAGGAGCUGUGGCAGCUGCUUUGUGCUGGGUUCCCAGGGCAUGGCCCCUCCCAGCUCUGGGCCUCAUCCAUGGAGUGAGGAGUGUGGUGGCAGAUGCUCUGACCCCCUAGUACCCCAAGCAAAGGUACAGGCACCUCUUGGGCCCAUACCUGCUCAGCUGAUGAGCACCAGCACCUUCCUGGUGGCAGCCCUUUGGCUGUGGAUGGCUGGGAUGGGGAACUGGGUAGAGAGGUUGUUGGUGGGCAUGGGGUCCUUUGGGACCCUCUGUCUGUCUCCUUGGUGA
Molecule: messenger RNA, 1842 nt
Organism: Equus quagga
Lineage: Eukaryota; Metazoa; Chordata; Mammalia; Perissodactyla; Equidae
Cellular component (GO): nuclear inner membrane
Molecular function (GO): extracellularly ATP-gated monoatomic cation channel activity
Source: RefSeq, a predicted model, not a curated record